Cuscuta epithymum is the source of this 990-nucleotide messenger RNA. Lineage: Eukaryota; Viridiplantae; Streptophyta; Magnoliopsida; Solanales; Convolvulaceae. The record is from the annotation of a GenBank genome assembly.
ACAAAUGGCGCUAGAAUCAAAACAUGGGCGCCUUCUUUUCCUUCCAGGGUUUUCAAUCUCACCUUUGCAGAUAUCACUUUAAACAAUGUUACCAAUCCAAUUUUAAUCGAUCAACAUUAUUGCCCAAACUCACAUUGCACGUCUAAGUGUUGAUGCAGGGAGAAUCACAAGUCCAUAUCUCUGAGGUCGAGUUCCACAACUUUACGGGUUCUUCUCCAAAUAAGGAGGCUGUCAUUCUCAAUUGUAGCUCACUUAUGCCAUGUGAAGCUAUUAUCUUAGGAGAAUUGAAUAUAAGAGACAACCUAGGAGGACCUACCAUGCUCACAUGUACAAACGUUCAUGGAAUAUCCUACGAAAGUGCAUCUUCAAUCAUUUGUGCGGAUAAUGGCAUUGCUCCAAGUGGUGAGGUGGUUGGAACCUCUCCAGUUGGAAGUAUUGGGAUGGCCCCCAGUACUCCUAUAGGUGCUCCCAGUAGAGAGGUAGGAAUUGCACCCAAUGGGGUGGAAAAGAUUGCCCCAUGCAGCAAGGUAGUAUAUGCCCCGAGCAAGGGAAGAUCUAUAUUGAACUAUAGUGGGUAGAAGCAUACACUUUAUUUAUUUUCUACCUUUCAGUGUAACCUAUUUCUUUUUAAUAUUUAUUCCACUCUGUAUAUGGUUAAAUCUAGUAUUGUGAUAACUUUUCAGCCCAGUUUAGCCUAUGUUUCUAGAUACAUCAAAGAUGAAACUUCUAAGAUUGGUGAAAUUCCCACAUGUGGUAAGGCCGGGGUUGUCCCUGAUGAGGAGAAUGUGAUUUUUUCAUAAAUUAAGUGAGCAGGUUACUGGGAUUGGAUCUCAAAUUGUGAGGAUGUCAUUUUUCACACAAGAGAUUGGGGUUGAACUAGGAGAUGAGGAAGAGACUUUCUCACACUACCAAAGUGCAAAUCACGCAGUUGAUAAAGUAAGAGGUUGAAAUCAAUUUCAUUGAGCUCAAAAGGUGGAACUACAAAAUAAU